Molecule: messenger RNA, 603 nt
Organism: Rotaria sp. Silwood2
Lineage: Eukaryota; Metazoa; Rotifera; Eurotatoria; Philodinida; Philodinidae
Source: the annotation of a GenBank genome assembly
AUGGGUCUAUUAACUCAAGUUUUAUCUCAAGAUUCGACGUUGAACUCUUCUGAUGGUAUUGUUAUACAUCAAGUAGAAGUACAAACAAGUAGUAUUGGUCGCAUUAAGUAUGACGAUGGUGAAGUAAUUCUCUAUCAAAAUCAACGCAAGCCAACCGAUAUAUUUUUCACUCCAUUUCCUCGUGUCAAUCCGUUGAGUAGUGAAUGUCAUGAGAGCAUACUAAGUGGACAUGUCGAAUUGAGUCUAUCCGUCGAACUUUAUACUUCUUUACUUAUUCAAGUUAUUCAAAGUUACAUGAAACAAUACUUUCCAAAGUUAUGCAGUGAAAAUUCAACAUGCGAUGCUUCUCUACUACCGAUGAGUGCCAUUCGUCUUGUUCAAAAAGGUCUUCGAACAGACAAGAGUCGACAAAUGUACACGAUCAAUGAAGAAUGGCGUUCAAAUACUCUUCUCCUUCAAUCAAUCGAGUUUGUUAUAUACACAGCGAAUCANAAAGUAUCGAUAGAAAAACUAUACGAAAGUGUAUCGCGUGAAAAACUGCAUCAAACAGUUAACGUGAAAGUCUAUCCUAAAAGAGUUUCAGAAGCGCCUUGUAAGCGAUAA